GUGCGGCGCUUCCGAGGGCUAGUGUUGCAAUAACUUGCAACAAUUUAAGGCGACAAGAUUAGAGGCUCAGCUACACGGGACGAGCAGGCGCGCAGUUUCAGAGGCGUGAGAGCUAUGGAGAUGCAGUGAAGAUGAGGCUUCAGCUCUGCGACGGCCUCCACGCUGCAAGAUUGACAGAUAGCUCUAGCUCUCCCCUGGUGGGCAAGCAACCGCGCCGCUCGUGGCCAGCAGCAGCAGCAGCAUGUGCGAUGACGAAAUUGGCAAUCCUUCAAUGGUGGGUCUUGUUCAAUUGCAGCUCCACUCUCCACCCAACGUGCAUCGUCAUGUUUGUUUGCUGUCAAUUCGCCCACGACGUCCCUCUGACAGAUGGGCAGCCAGCCCCGCCAGCUCCUAGGAGACGCUCGUGCGUCUCACGGCUAUGUGCGUCAUCGCCCAAUCGAUGUCACGCCUUACCGCCGAAGCAUUCCUCACGAAGAAGACCCAGCGUGUUGGGCACACAUUGAAACACUGUGGCUUCGAUCGAAUGCCAAAUUGAUCUGUCAAACAUCUCGGUCCGCUCAACAGCGGAACUUUUCGUGUUUCUCCUGCGGCGGACGUCCCAACAUUCGGGUCUGUC
This is a messenger RNA of Macroventuria anomochaeta, 616 nucleotides long. RefSeq lists its product as uncharacterized. Bases 132 to 503 code for a protein of 123 amino acids. Lineage: Eukaryota; Fungi; Ascomycota; Dothideomycetes; Pleosporales; Didymellaceae. The record is from RefSeq and is a predicted model, not a curated record. The transcript has a single exon.